AUGAAUAUUGAGAAAUAUACAAGAAGAAAUAGAUGUACAAUAUGUUCGCAUCUUUCUUUGAACCAAGAAAGUAGAAAUGAAAAUCCUUGUGAAACAUAUUUACUUCAAUUUUUAAUUGAAUUACAAGAAAAACUUGAUAAUCAAAAUAAAAUAGAUGAACAUUUUUGUAAUUCAAUUUUUGCUGAUGAAGAUGAUAUUAAUCAAACAUCAUGCAAUGGUUUAACAUUGAUGCAUGUUAAUAUUCUUGGUGGUCGACGUAGUGCGUCUGUAAAUGAAUCUGAAGAAGAAAAUAAUACAUUCGUUCCACCAUAUGAAGAAAUAAUAGCAUUGCAUAUUUGUCAAAUUCUUUUAAAACGUGGUGCUUCGCCGAAUGGAAAUACUAUUUAUGAAAUGCGUCCACUACAUAUUGCUAUUAGAAGACAAUGGAUGCAAGUUAGUCGACUUUUGUUAGAAGCAGGUGCAAAUCCUAAUAUUCCCGAAAAAGAUAUAUAUGCUUCUCGACCUAUGGACAUUGCUGUACUCAAUGAUGAUCCAGAAAUGAUUGAAUUACUUCAUCUAUCUGGUGCUUCUUUACAUGGAUUUAAAUCAAUGUUUCAUCUACCACCACUUGCUGAAGCAUUUACUCGAGGAUAUUUUGAUGUAUUCAAAAUUUUAUUAGAACUUGGUGCUAAACCAAUAUUAAAUCUUCAUAGAAAUAUAUUUCGUUCAUUUGGUACACAAUUAUUUGAUACAGGUAUAGAAGGACGACGACAUUUUAUACAAUUAUUAUAUGAUCAUGGAGGUGAUAUUGAAUCUCAAUUUAAAUUACAUGCAUUACGUAUUGAAUCGGAUGGAAUUACUCUACAUGAACCAUAUUUAAGAUUUAGUUGUGAUCCUAUUUGUAUUGCUGAUCUUGAUCCAGCUAUAUUUAAAAAAUGGAUUUGUGAAUCUCGUUCAUUAAAAGCACUUUGUCGUUUAACUAUUCGUCGUUAUUUUUUUAAUUUCUUCAAUGAUGGUUUUAAACGUCUUUCAUCUCUUAAAUUUCAAGGCCAAUUAAAUAUUGACUUGUACUAUUAUCUUAUGUUUAAUAAACAAACAUAA
This is a messenger RNA of Rotaria sordida, 1080 nucleotides long. The record is from the annotation of a GenBank genome assembly. NCBI's taxonomy places the organism in Eukaryota, Metazoa, Rotifera, Eurotatoria, Philodinida, Philodinidae.